AUGGACGUCAUACGAAAGACAAACUUGUCCAGGUAUAAAUCUCACAGUUUCAUCACCUGGCUCAAUACUUAUUGCUCAAGUGAGAUCAGGGAUAUUUUUAAACUCAAAGAUUCGAGUUAUGUACCAGGGCCGCUUCAGUACCUAGGAAACUCAGAUGGGAAGAUUACCCCCCCGUAUAUCCUCAGAUGCAAUACAGAGGAUGGGUUUAUCGAGGCAUCUGCUAAUUUGUUGCUAUAUAAAAUAACGGAAAAACUAAAUGAAUCACACGAUUCUAUAGCACUGAUUGGAUUUAGUGGUGGAAUUACUCCACUGAAGAUUUUUGAACGUCUUGCCGAACUGCAAGAUUUGACUAUUGACACUAGCAGACUUUACAUUUUCAUAGUGGAUGAAAGGUAUACCAAAAAUGCCAGCGAUUCUAAUUGUGAAAUGGUCAGACGCACGUUGAUUUCAAUUUGGCAAAUACCUGAAAGUAAUGUUAUAUUUCCAGACUUAAAUCUACCCAUUGAUGAAUGUAUAGCGGAUUAUCAGCUCAGGCUGGGUAAAAUACUUCAAAUUACUACUCCAUACUUUGUUACUUUGGGUCUAGGGAAUGAUGGUCAUAUUGGGGGGUUAUUUCCUGAAUAUAUUCAAAAUUUCACCACACAACAACUUAUCAGUGAUACACAAUUAGUAAUUAAAACUGAAACAAGCCAGUUUACCUGUAAUCAAAGACUUACAGUGACAUUACCAGUACUUAUGAGCGCCAAAACUAAGAUUUUUUUCAUAAAGGGGGAGAAAAAGUACGAAUGCUGGAAGGAAAUGAUUGACACAGGACUUAGUAUUGUUAGAUAUCCCGCGACAUAUUUGUUCACUAAACCCGGAUGUAUUUGUGUAUUCGACUCUAGCGGUUGUAAAUUGCAGUCUGUUUAUUCUAAUUAUUCAGACGAUGAUUUCUUAUCAGUUGUGAUAUUUGGCUCAAAUGGUGAUCUGUCAAGGCGUCGUUUAUUUCCCGCAUUAUUUCAUUUGUUCUACUGUGGAUUAUUGCCUUCAAAUUUCAAAAUUAUAUGUGCCACUAGAUCCAGAAUUUCCUUUGAUGACUACUUUUUCAUAAUUUCUAACGAUAUUUUCUCCUCAAUCCUUACCAACAUUUACAUGUGCAAUCCAGCAAUCAGGUUUGAUUUCCCUACUUCUAUAGAUGCAUUUAAGCAACACUGUUCUAUUGUAAAACUGGUUUAUGACGGAACUCAUGUUAAAAAGUUGCAAGACAAACUUGAGGAAUUUGAAAAAGGUUAUAAGGCAAAAAGGUUGUUUUACUUGGCAACUCCAAGCAGCGCUUACAAGUCCAUAUUGGAUUUAAUUAAUAAAGUACAUCCAAAUAGCACUAACAGCAAUCGUGUGAUGCUGGAAAAGCCAUUUGGUACAGGUUUGAGCUCUUGUAUCGAAUUGACUGGGAUGAUCAAACAAAUGGGAAAUGUUAAAGAUAACUUUAUAGUUGAUCAUUACAUUGGCAAGGCUGUCCUCAAAUUCAUACUGUCAGUUCGAACAUCCAAUAAUUACAAAUAUUUAUUCAGCAACGAGUAUGUAAAUAACAUUCAUAUUGAACUGUUGGAAGAGGCAUGCGCGGGAAAUCGUCCUUAUUUUGAGAAUUACGGAAUUAUCCGCGAUAUGUUACAGAAUCAUGCAAUGAUUUUACUCUCAUAUAUAACUAUGUCAUUGAACUCAGUAUAUGACAAUAGUUCAACUGGAAAUGAAUCAUUUGUUGAAGUAAAUAAUGUAAAUGAUAAGUUUCACUUUAACCAUGCAUUUCCCUUCCAUCAGAAGAGAUUGGAAUUGCUAAAGGCAGUGGAAACCAUUUCACUUGAUAAUGUUGUGGUGGGCCAGUAUGUUAGCGAUGGUUAUAUGCCCGGGUUUAAAGAUACAUUACUUGAUCAGAAAAAUUCAAAAUGUCCAACUUUUUCCACCAUAAAGUUGUCUAUUAACAAUCCCCAAUGGCUAGGUGUGCCAAUAGUCAUCACAGCAGGCAAAGCAUUGCGUGAGCGAAUUGGAAGGAUCACUAUGACGUUUAAGUCAUCUGAUAAAUUACAGGCUAAUAUGCUGAAUAUUGGUAAGUUGAUAUUUAUGGUUCAUCCUAAACCCAUGGCUUAUUGGGUAGAUUUCAGUAAUGUCAAUGAGCAAUCGGCAUCACCUGUUGAUAAUGACUAUAUGGACCAAGACUUGGAAUUCUUUAGCCAAUCCAUUAACCAGAUACCAUUACCAGGAGUUGCAUAUGAGGAUCUAAUGAAACCAAUUGCUGGUGCCUAUGAAAAUGUACUACUAAACGCCCUUUGGGGAUAUAGACAUUUGUUCCCAACGAUUGAAGAAGUGAUUGAGUGUUGGAGAAUUUACGACCAAGUCCUAACACAACUGGAUGUAAACGGUGUAUCCCCUUACGAGUAUGUUAGGGGUAGUGAUGGGCCUAAGGAGAAGGAGCUGAUUCACGGGUGUCUAAAAUGA
Molecule: messenger RNA, 2472 nt
Organism: Babesia microti strain RI
Lineage: Eukaryota; Apicomplexa; Aconoidasida; Piroplasmida; Babesiidae
Product: 6-phosphogluconolactonase
Exons: 4
Coding region: 1-2472 (823 amino acids)
Biological process (GO): glucose metabolic process; pentose-phosphate shunt, oxidative branch
Cellular component (GO): cytosol
Molecular function (GO): glucose-6-phosphate dehydrogenase activity; NADP binding
Source: RefSeq, a predicted model, not a curated record